Messenger RNA from Cercospora beticola, 992 nucleotides. RefSeq lists its product as uncharacterized. The record is from RefSeq and is a predicted model, not a curated record. Lineage: Eukaryota; Fungi; Ascomycota; Dothideomycetes; Mycosphaerellales; Mycosphaerellaceae.
CUUAUUUCUGGUGCAGGUCGUGUUGAAUUUCUCGUAUCCCUCUUGAGACAUCGAAAGGAGAGCUGCAUCUCGUCACACCACCUGACGAUCGUCACUAGAGAAGAAAAGCAAAAAACGUCGAGCUGCGCGCCGUUGGGAGGUCACUUCAGCCUUGGCCGGUGUAAUCUCCGAGGUAGCCAGCAAGCAGGAUCUGGAAUACACUCCAGUCUGUGAAAUACUCCAAGAUCGAGCGACACGUAGAAUCAUGCCUGGCAGAACAUUGGUCGUGUUGGGCUCCGGCCCAGGUAUCGGAGUCGCAGUCGCGCAGGCAUUCUCAGUGCGGGGCUUCACCCACAUCGCGCUGGUCUCGCGCAAUGCAGAGCGGCUGAAAGAAGACCAAGACAAAGUGCUUGACAGCAUCCAGGAGCGUGGCUACAGCUGCCAGGUGAAAACAUGGGCCUGCGAUAUCUCGGACCUUGAUGCCUUGAAGAAGACGCUGGGUGAGAUUGAAGGGUAUGGAGAGCUCGAGUGCGUGCUGUUCAACGCCGCGAGAGUGGCAGGCAAGCCGCCACUCGAGGAGGAUGUCAGUGCCAUCGAGCAGGAUUUCCGGCUCACGAAUCUCGCGUUGUACGAGACAGCGCUGUGGGCCAUUCCCAAGCUGCAACAAGUCAAGGCUGAAGACCGCUCGCCGUCCUUUUUCGUGACGUCGACCACGCAGCUGUGGAAAGAGCCCGUGUACGAUCUGGUGUCGCUGUCCAUGGUGAAGUCUGCUCAGCGCGCCCUCGUGCUGUCGUUGCACAACAAGUAUGGCGAAGAUGUGCACGUGGCGCUGCUCAGUGUUGGCGGCGUGGUGUCGCCCGACGCGAAGAAUUUGAGUCCAGACAACAUCGCCAACAAAGCCUGGCUGCUGUACAAGCAACCCAGAGGCAAGUGGGAGAGGGAGCAGCCGAUUGAUGAAUAGACAGCAAGAACAUUGGCAUUUCAACAUUCCUCCGCUUGCUUCUUGUCUCCUC